GACUCUGUUCGUUCACCGACCAUACUAGUUUCAACGAAUCUUGAUCAACUCAAAACUUCUCAAACUUGUCUUACUCUUUCUAGACUCUUCUAGCUUUGCUUCUCUUGUUACCGAUUAUAAAUAAUUUACAAGUCCGAUCUUGUACUCGUCAAGAAACAAAAAAAAGUUACAAAAUCUCAAAGGCUAGAAGAAAUUCGAUCAAAACAACAAAUAGAAUUCGAGGAUGAUGUCUAUUUUUAGCCCCUUUGAAGCUCUUUACGCUGAAUCCAACGGCUUCAAGAUGAUAUUCUCAGGCACCAAGAAUCAGUCUCCGGCGACGGAGCAGCAAAAGAACGUUGGAAAAACUCCGGUUUCAUCGGACGACGAAAAGAAUAAUAAGAAGAAGAAGAUCCAACCGAUGAGGAUAGCUCCAGAGCUUGACGGUGUUCAUUGUUUUGAAACUAUUCUUCCAUUUUGAUGAUCAUGAUAAUUAUGAUAAAGAGUUGUAUUAUUUUUCAGUUUUAUUCAUUACUUGUAAAAAAAAUUGUUCCUUUUGUAUAAAGAUUAAUCAGACAGCUUA
This is a messenger RNA of Arabidopsis lyrata subsp. lyrata, 559 nucleotides long. RefSeq lists its product as uncharacterized. Bases 224 to 457 code for a protein of 77 amino acids. The record is from RefSeq and is a predicted model, not a curated record. NCBI's taxonomy places the organism in Eukaryota, Viridiplantae, Streptophyta, Magnoliopsida, Brassicales, Brassicaceae. The transcript has a single exon.